CAGUCCAACUGGUUUUCGCGCCAUCUUUGAUUCUGUUUUUUAUUUUAUUGUUAACAUUUCUUCAAUGUGGACCUUAAAUACUCGCUAAAUACUUGCUUUAUUUGACCCUUAUGCGCUCAAAUAGAAYUUAUCCUUCAUAUUGAGUAUAAACCAAGACUGGAAUGAUGUUGAAAUGUUGAAGACAAGAUGGAUGGUUCAGCUCGUAGGGGUUAUAACARGGCUACGGCAACUCCAAGACAACUAUCUCAGCUUUCUGAGAGCAGUUCAGACAUAGUGUCCAGUGCUGAGAGAAGGCAGUACAACAAGGCAUUGAAGGCUAUGUAUGAGAUAGUAMGGCUGGGAGCCAAGAGAUUGGAUGUGUCUAGUGCAUCAAAAAAGGACAAUGAUAUUGAAACUAUGGAAUCUUCUGAAGAUACAUUGAAUGGUGAUAUAUCAGAGUCUGAUGAUGGCCCAAGGAGAUCAUAUAGAAGGCCUAAGUCAAGGAAGARCUUAAGCUUYGAUGGACAAGAGUCAUCACAAACCCUGAAAGACAAUGAUGUACAGAAGGUGUAUGCAGAACUCAUGACUAUCAAUAAGAGAUUACAGAGAGAAAACCUAGUACUACAAGAGAAAGAGCAAAGGUUGAGAGAUCGGGAAAGAGCACUACGUGAGGCAGAACAGCUCAGUGAAACAACUGAUAUUGUGAUUGAUAAGAUAGUUGACAGAGAAGUACAAAAAAGAUGUGAAGAAGUAGCYCAGAGUUAYGAAGACCAGAUAUUGGUACUUGAAGAGGAAAUCCAGAAACAGAAGUCAGAAGUUAGAAGACUAAAAGAUUCCUUCAACACUAUCAAAACUGCUAAUGAUGCUCUCAAAAAACAGUUGUCAGAAGUUCAAGACCAGAAUAGAGUCCUUGAAGCACAGUCUAUAAGUGUACAGCACAGACUUGCAAAUCUCCAGAGAAAGCAAGAAUUCACAUCAAAACAAGCAAAUGAAAAAGCAGUGUUGCAACAAGAACGAUCUAAAAGUGUUGUUAAGUCAAGCCAAAAAACAGGUACUCUGGAUGUCCUAUCUGUCCUGUUAGAAUGGAUUGCAGAAUCACAUCUCAGAAAACCACCAACAUUUAAUGAAACUCUUGAUGGUGACCAUGAAGAACAGACAUUGGACUUCUGCUCUGCAUUGGUCCAUGAAAAAUGCCUCAAGAUACUCCCUCCAAUGGCAGACAUCCUUGCAUAUCUACCAUCAGUCAAUCCCAGRGUACAAGAGUGCUGUUUACAGUUUACUUACUGGUGCAUCAUGUACAUGGAGAAGUCUGUCUCUGGAUCACAGUCAACACUAGCUUCAACAUUCCGUCACAUUGGGGAAGAGCUCCAUAAACCACAGAUGAUCAGGAUUACAGAUGAGGGCCUUGUGACUGGUCCAAGCAAAGGAGACAAAGGGAAAGGCAGCAAUAUUUAUUUCAAUAGCUCUAAUGUUCACAUACGSAUGCUAUCUUCUCUCAUUAUAUUAAAGACACUUUCACAAGUCGAUCAUCUUGCUCAYGUGUUUGAUGUGCUGAAGAAUGACUUGCGAGACGACACGGGGAAGCAGUUGUUCCUGACAUAYGAGGGCACGUCUGUCAUACUACCAUUCAUGAAACCUUCACAAAAGGCAUUGCUGUCUAGUGCCGUGGACAUCAUGCUGUUAAUGUCAAUGGAUUCUCCAUUUUUACAAGCGUUCCUCGAUAGCUGCUGUAAUGAA
Molecule: messenger RNA, 1716 nt
Organism: Actinia tenebrosa (Australian red waratah sea anemone)
Lineage: Eukaryota; Metazoa; Cnidaria; Anthozoa; Actiniaria; Actiniidae
Product: coiled-coil domain-containing protein 138
Source: RefSeq, a predicted model, not a curated record